This is a messenger RNA of Pezoporus occidentalis (night parrot), 751 nucleotides long. It is a transcript of the gene TBCB, whose product is annotated as tubulin folding cofactor B. Bases 152 to 736 code for a protein of 194 amino acids. The transcript has 6 exons. Gene Ontology annotation, biological process: cytoplasmic microtubule organization. NCBI's taxonomy places the organism in Eukaryota, Metazoa, Chordata, Aves, Psittaciformes, Psittacidae. Gene Ontology annotation, cellular component: nucleus; microtubule plus-end; cytoplasm. The record is from RefSeq and is a predicted model, not a curated record. Gene Ontology annotation, molecular function: microtubule plus-end binding.
GGCGGCGGUGGGGCCUGGGGCCGGCUCCGUGCUGCUCUCGGUCAGCAGCAGCCUCAGCGCCCGCCGGGCCCCGAAGCGGUACAGCACCGGCAUCACGGUGGCCGAGCUCAAGUGCAAGCUGGAGCUGGUGGUGGGCAGCCCGGCCUCCUGCAUGGAGCUCGAGCUCUACAGCGCUGAGGACGAGCCCCUGGCCCGCCUCGACUGCGAUGAGGCUCUGCUGGGCUCCUACCCGCUGGGGGACGGAUGCAGGCUGCACGUGAUCGACCGCAGCGGCGCCCGCAUUGGGGAGUACGAGGACGUGUCCCAGGUGGAGAAGUACGAGAUGGCAGAGAGCGACUACGACAAGAGGCCAGAGUCCCUCCGCAGCUUCCUCCGGCAGCGCCAAUGGGGCCGUUACGACGCGGAGGCCGCGCGGCGCCGGGCGCAGGAGCAGCGGCAGCGCCGGGAGCAGGAUGAGGCCGUGGCGCUGGCGCUGCCGCUGGGCUCCCGCUGCCUGGUGCGGGUGCCGGGACAGCCCUGCCGCCGCGGCACCAUCAUGUACGUGGGCCAGACCGACUUCAAGCCUGGCCACUGGGUGGGGGUGCGCUAUGACGAGCCGCUGGGCAAGCACGACGGCAGCGUUGGCUCCCGCCGUUACUUCGAGUGCCCCCCCAAAUACGGGGCCUUCGUGCGCCCCCAAAGCGUCACCGCCGGCGACUUCCCGGAGGAGGGCCCCGACCUCGAGGACGAGCUCUGAGGAGGGGGGGGGCAG